Cajanus cajan (pigeon pea) is the source of this 1017-nucleotide messenger RNA. It is a transcript of the gene TDF1, whose product is annotated as Duplicated homeodomain-like superfamily protein. The record is from RefSeq and is a predicted model, not a curated record. NCBI's taxonomy places the organism in Eukaryota, Viridiplantae, Streptophyta, Magnoliopsida, Fabales, Fabaceae.
AUGGGAAGGCCUCCUUGCUGUGACAAAUCCAAUGUGAAGAGGGGUCUUUGGACACCUGAGGAAGAUGCUAAAAUACUUGCCUAUGUAUCCAAUCAUGGAACUGGAAACUGGACAUUGGUUCCAAAGAAAGCAGGGUUGAACAGGUGUGGUAAAAGCUGCAGGCUAAGAUGGACCAACUACCUAAGACCUGAUCUCAAGCAUGAUAGUUUUACUGCCCAAGAAGAAGAGCUCAUUAUUAACCUUCAUGGAGCCAUAGGAAGCAGAUGGUCUUUAAUUGCAAAAAGACUACCUGGAAGAACAGACAAUGAUGUCAAGAACUACUGGAACACAAAGCUAAGGAAGAAGCUUAUGAAGAUGGGAAUUGAUCCAGUGACUCAUAAGCCAGUAUCACAAGUCCUCUCUGACUUGGGAAGUAUUAGUGGCCUCCCAAACACCUCCAACCAAAUGGCUUUUGUGAACAAGGACUUGAUGAGUAACAUGUUACCAACAAAAACUGAACCAUCAGGUUCCAACAAGUCCAUGUUGGAGCACACACAAGAGGAUCAAGUUCCCUCAUGGGGGGAACACCAGGUUCCUUACCAAAUCAUCAACUCAGAAAAUGUCUUGAGUGAAGUUGCAUCCUCAACCUCAUCCUCAUCUUCCUCUAACCUCACACACUUAGGCUCACCAAAGUCCUACUCUUGCCAAACCACUCAGGCUCAUGUUGCCCCUCUUAAUUGUUCCUCCUUUGAUUGGAGUGAGUUUCUCCAAAGUGACUCAUUUGUGUGGUCUUUGAACCCCUCAGGUCUAAUAUUGCAAAGUGAAGCUGAACUUUCCAACAAUACCAAAAGCAAUAAUGGCCAUGACAAACAAGGAACUAGUAAUCAGGGUUCUGGGGUUGUUGCUUGUGGUACAAGCAUGCAACACCAAAUUAACAAACAGUGUGAAGGCCAUUCAUUUGUGGAUGGUAUUUUGGACAGGGAUAGUGAGAUAAGAGCAGCAUUCCCUGAACUUUUGGAUGCUUCUUUUGACUACUAA